CAAAUAAAUAAAACAGAGAAGAAAAGCUCUGACUUCUGAUUCGGGUUCUUGGAGUAAUACUAAAACCCCCGAACUCCCCAAUCUGAGCAAAACCCUCUGAUCUUCCGUCCACCGUAUGGUCUGGUGAUACCGUCCAUGGCUAUUUCAGAGAUUGAGGUGGCAUCGUCAUCUGAAGCUACGACGCACCAUGACAACAACCAGGCCGCCAAUGUCAUUGAUGUUUUCUCCGCCGCUGCCUAUGGCGAUCUCGAUAAAUUGAGGAAGUUUUUCGAAGUCGAUGGAGUUUCCCUCUCUAGUCCUGACGGAAAUGGCUACUACGCUCUUCAAUGGGCCGCUCUCAACAACUUCUCCGAUAUCGCUCAGUACAUAAUCGAGCAUGGUGGUGAUGUCAAUGCAUCAGACAACAUACAGCAGACAGCGUUGCAUUGGGCAGCAGUUAGGGGUUCCAUUGUGGUGGCGGAUGUGCUUUUGCACAAUGGAGCACAGGUGGAGGCUGCUGAUGUAAAUGGAUAUCGGGCAGUUCAUGUUGCCGCUCAAUAUGGACAAACAGCUUUCUUAAACCACAUUGUUGCAAGAUAUCAUGCUGAUUAUGAUGCUCCAGAUAAUGGAGGGAGGAGCCCUCUUCAUUGGGCUGCAUAUAAGGGGUAUGCUGAUACAAUUAGAUUACUUCUGUUUAGAGAUGCAAGCCAAGGAAGACAAGAUAAAGAAGGUUGUACUCCCUUGCAUUGGGCUGCAUUAAGAGGAAAUGUUGAGGCAUGCACUGUGCUUGUACAUGCUGGUAAAAAGCAGGAGCUAAUGGUGAAAGAUAAAGCGGGAUUUACUCCUUUUCAGCUUGCUUCUGAUAAAGGUCAUCGGCCUGUCGCCCUUUUCCUUUCCAAUGCACAACGAGCACAGAGUAAUCGUUGGGGAGACAAAUUUUGCGGUGGGAAGAUGGGGGACAUUAGCUAUGCUCCCAUUUUGCUGUCAGUUAUACUCUUACUCAUUUUCCUCUUCAUUAAUUCUGUUCUUGCAGCCCCCAAUCUUCCUAAGGUAACUGCUGCCGUUGGACUUUGGGGUUGGACUGCUCUUUCACUUGCUUUUGUUUCAUUGAUAAUGCUCUACAAAUGUAGCAGUAAAGACCCAGGUUAUAUUAAGACAAGUGGAGAUUUGGGAGGUGAUGGAGAUACAGAGGAUCCCUUGUUGAAUGUUGAUUUGAACAAUUCCACUGUAUGGAUGGGAAAUUGGUCUCAACUUUGCCCUACGUGCAAGAUAAUCAGACCUGUUCGCUCAAAGCACUGCCAUGCAUGUAACCGCUGCGUUGAACAGUUUGACCACCACUGCCCAUGGAUAUCCAACUGUGUGGGGAAGAGGAACAAAAAGGACUUCUUUAUUUUCAUUACUGUGGCAACUUUGACAUCAUUCCUUGCUGCGGUCGUUGCAGUUCAAAGAAUAUGGACAGGCAUACCAGAAGUUCCUAUUCAAGAAACAUGGAUUCAUCAUGUCGCAGUUCGGCAUCCUGGUGUUGUUGUAUUUUUGGUUUUGGAUAUUGUCAUUUUUGUUGCUGCUACAACGUUGACAAUAUCACAGGCAUCACAGAUAGCUCGGAACAUCACCACCAAUGAAUUGGCAAACGCCAUUCGUUACAAUUAUCUCCGAAGUCCAAAUGGACGUUUUCGUAAUCCGUACAACCAUGGGUGCCGGAAAAAUUGUACAGAUUUCCUCAUUCAUGGCUAUACAAACGAUGAUGAAAUUGCUUGGCCUCCACGACAGCUAGUUGCCCGUUAGAAUGAAUGUUCCUUGUAUUUAUCUCGCUAGUGGGUGAGGCAAAGUGAAUGUUCCUUGUACCAGAUUCCCUUGAAGCUGUUAUUGUAUGAACACUGACGAAUUAUAAGCAAAGUUUUAAUUUUGUUGAUAUGUUAUACACAUACAAUUCGAAACCAUGAAAUGGAAAAGAAAGGAAAAAAGGAUAUUGAUUCA
Messenger RNA from Tripterygium wilfordii, 1956 nucleotides. Its product is annotated as probable protein S-acyltransferase 23. The transcript has 14 exons. NCBI's taxonomy places the organism in Eukaryota, Viridiplantae, Streptophyta, Magnoliopsida, Celastrales, Celastraceae. Gene Ontology annotation, molecular function: palmitoyltransferase activity; protein binding. Gene Ontology annotation, biological process: protein palmitoylation. Gene Ontology annotation, cellular component: Golgi membrane. Bases 136 to 1764 code for a protein of 542 amino acids. The record is from RefSeq and is a predicted model, not a curated record.